AGCUGCGAUUCCUCGGGAGGCAAAGAGAUUUCUCAGCGUGAACAGCUCAGCAGCAACUCUCAUCCGGCAGAGAAGCAGAAAAGGCCGGAGUGGUCAUGUCAUGUCAGCAAGCGGCAGAGCUUCCCGAUGAUCCGUACACCUUCACGGAACCGCCGGCCACGGCGAUCUUCACCACUCCGCUGACGGGCAAAUUCAGCAAAUUGGCUUCAAUCAAGCACCAGCAGAUUCGCGCAAAUGGAACAAAUGUGAGCUACAUGAAUGGCGUCAAUCAUGGCUCCGCGAACAGCCACGUCCAGAAGCUGCCGGUGGCGUACGCGAAGGCGGGCGUCGCGGUUGUCAAUCAGGGCAAGAAGAUGACAUCGAAGAGUGUGUCGCCGACGGUUGUGGUGAAGACGCGUCCGCUGCAGCCGAUUAAUCAUUCCAGUGGCGGCGCAAAGGGUGUUCUGCAGCCGGGACGCACGUUCCAGUCGCUCUUCCAGCAGGAGGUGCUGAGUUCCAUUCGCAAGAAGACGUCGCCACAGCACGAGAGCACUGCAUCGACAUUCAGGGAGCCAAAGGCCACACACUUUCCCGCCACGAAGAAAGCCACCGUGAAGCAGCCGAGCGCGUCGGCACGCGUGAAGCGCAGCUUCAGCCAAUCGGCCCACCAUGAGGCGCUGCAGAGGAUACCGGUUGUCGAUGCGAAGCCCCUGGAGACUGCCGAGACGGUCUGGCAUGCGCCGGACUCAUUCAUCUUUGACUAUGACGCGGCGGGAGUGUGUCCGACGCCGCGGAGGAUUGAUCAGGAGUUGACAAUGUGCGCCCAGAAGCACUGGUUCGUGGAGUUCAUGCCGCCCUCGAUGGCGCUGAUGACGCGCGAGCAGCAGCUGGAGCAGAAGGCGGGACACCUGAGGCGCAAGGCCAUCCAGUAUGCCAGAGCGCUGGAGCAGAGGAGUCUCGUGGUGGCGAAGAAGAGGCUCGUGUGCGUGUCACAGGCGCUGGAAAAGUCCCGCGGCAAUCAGACCGAGACCCAGGAGGAGCGGAAGAAGUGCUGUCUUUCUGGCUGCGAUAAUGAUUCCUUGGCUCUCACGGCGUAUUGCUAUCUGCACAUCACGCAGAAUACGGAGCAGAAGCUCUUCUUUCCGUGCACGGCCAAGUUUGCCGACAACUCUCAGUGUCGUGUUCCCGUGUUUGACAUCUGCCACGAGUUGCCGCUGUGCAGAGAACACGCAUGGAAGAGGGACAACUACAAGCGCAUGCUGGAGGUGCAGAAGCCGAAGAAGAUGGCACGAAAGAAGCCAAGACCGUGUGCAAUGACGCGACCACUGAAGCGGAACAAGAAGAAAAAGCGAUCAUCGUCGGUUGUGGUGAAGAAUCAUGCGUCUGUCGAGGUGUCGGCGUACAAUCAUCAUCAUCAUCAUCAGGCUGCUGUUCAGUUGCAAGGACAAGCGACUAUCGCGCAAUUACCACAGAUGCUGCAACAGCAACAGCAGCAGCAGCCAACUAAGCAGUUCAUCAUUGCAAAUCCUAAUGCGCAGAUGAGUCAAAUUGCAAACACACAGAUUACAACUCAGGAAUUGCUGAACAUUUGCGAGAACAGUUCGGCGUACGAGAGCUCCGAGGACACGGGAGUUGGUGGACUGUCGGAGUCGGAAUUGAUUGGGGCCAACGAUGUCAUAGAGGAAAUUGCGCUGGGCGACACGAGAUUGCUGGAGGAGAGCGAAUUGAACAAUGUGCUCAAUCAAUUUCCGGAGGACGCCUUCAAUGAAUUAUUUUCAGUUCAACAUCCCGAUCAAGAAGUCUUCGAUCGCGUGCUCGAAGCUGUGGAUGAACAGGUGAAGACACUGGAAAUGACCGGAGAUUCCAAUUUCCUCGGGGAUUUCCUCGAUGUUGACGAUCAAAUGCUGGAGGAGUCAGAAAUGUCGGACGGAUUGCAAGCGUCUGGCGGAUCAGAUAUUCGUGGUUUGGUUCAUACAUGAAUUCAUCAUUGCAAUUCUUUUGCAUGUGUCCAAAAGACUUUGGCAAACAUUUCAAUGUGGAUUUGUGAAAUUUUGAGCACUUUAUUCUUUUUGGGUGUGAGAAAGACACUCUGAGGAGAGAUUUUUCUCGUAAAUUAUAGCAUCAUUAGAGGAAGGAGAAAAAGAGCAUUUCUUCUGGACUUUCAUAUAAAGCAAAAUGUAUGAGAAAAGAGGGUGUGAUGAUGUGUAAUUUAUUUAUUGUACUGUAAGUCUUUUGCAAAACACUUUUUUUUAUCAUUAUGUUAUUUCAAGAGUUAAGGAAGUCCGAAAAGGAUAAAUCUGAGAAGAAUAUCGCGCGAGAAUUUAGUGAGUGAAUUAUGAAAAGAGAGAGAAAAACUAUAGUGAAGUAGCAUCUGUGAAUAUUAAAAAAAAAAAGUGAAUUUUCUUGGAAUGCGAUGAAAAAUGGAGAUAAUGAAUGGUAUAUUGUUCAAUGUGUGUGUGUGAAUUCGAGUCAAGGAGACUUUUGAGUGGCUGAGAAAGUGUGGAAGAGGGAGAAAAUGGUGAGAAAAAUAGAUGAGAUUGCAUGUGUCCAACAAUUAGUCGAUACAAUUCUCCUUUUUAUUGAAGGGACGAAGCUUAUAUAUAAAUGAAAAACGAAAGAGUGUGAAGAUGAAAAUAGAUAUGUAGAAACUAAAGGAAGAGUACUGCAAAAAAAAUUUUAUUUACUCCUGCAUUUGUGAUCUUUUUAUUAACUAUAUACAAUAAUGUACUGAAUGUCAACUUUUUAUUUAGCGCUAUAUAAUGAUAAUGUAAUGAAGUUUGGUGGUGAAGAUGAAACAAAUAAGAAGGUAGAUAAAUUUGAGAAAACGAUAGGUAAAAUAAUUGAUGAUAUAAAUCAUUUACAAUGUAAAAGUGUAUAACGUUAAGAAAAAGAGAGUAUCGGAGAAAUAGUAGAUCUUUUCUCGUCUCAAUACUUUGAACAAAAACAAAAAAAAAAUAUCAUGAGUGUGGAAAAUUCCAAGAAAUCCAGUAAAACAAGAAAGAGAGAGAGAGAGAGAGAAAAAUGUAGCGAAAAUUGCCGUUUUGUUUGGUUUUGCGUCGUGUACGCGCAAUUGUGGAGAGAAAGAGAAAAAUUGGAUUAAAGAUUACAUUGCAAAUUAAUGAAAAAUUAGGUGAAAAUACGCAAUUAUCAAUUAGGGUACAAUCUCCGCAGGCGAGAUUGCAUUUGAAAUUGCUGAACGCUAGAGAGUUUCACAUUGGUAACUCACCUGAGAAAAGGCCCACCAAAUCGAUAACACAAAAAUUUGAUUUAUUUAUUGAGCAAAAGGCGACAUGAGGAGGAGAAAAAAAUUGUACUAAUUGGAUAAAUGUUUCAUCCCUUAAUCGAUAAAUCGAAAAGUAUAAACACAAAUGUAUAUCCUAAAAUUAAUUACUCUAAUCGGAUUAAAGUGGACAAAACAAAUUGAGUCAAGUGUUAAAGAAUAAUUCCUAGUGAAAGAGAAAAAAAAAAUACAAAUACGUGUAAUACAGUGAAUAGAAUUUUUUCCUUUUGGAGAAAAAAAAUCAAUGUUAUUUCAGCGUUUUGAGAAGGCAUUCAAGGACGGGGGAUAGAAAAUGCCAACAUAUUUUGGCAAAGGAAGUUGUGAAAGAUUAAAAAAAUUGACAAAUGGGGAAUGAAAUUUAAUGUGAAACCAAAUAUUAA
This is a messenger RNA of Phlebotomus argentipes, 3639 nucleotides long. RefSeq lists its product as uncharacterized. NCBI's taxonomy places the organism in Eukaryota, Metazoa, Arthropoda, Insecta, Diptera, Psychodidae. The record is from RefSeq and is a predicted model, not a curated record. The transcript has 7 exons. Bases 96 to 1958 code for a protein of 620 amino acids. Gene Ontology annotation, cellular component: nucleus.